UCAGAUUUCUUUCAAUAUCUUGUCUAUUUUUGUCAUUCUUGAAAUUUUGGGGUUCUUCAGAACAAUCUUGAGGGUAUAUGUUUUGAUUGGUAACAUGGAAAUAGAAAACUGGAUGAUCAAGAAUCUGUUGUGAAAUGUCAAUUUGGUUAGCUGAAUAUGAUACUAGUGAAAGAUAUUGUGGAAAGUUUGAGUCUUUUGUGGCUAAUUAUCAUUGGGGGCUCAAAUGCAUUUGUUUGAUAGAAUAUAUUGUUGCAGACUUAUGGGCUGCAUUUGUUCAAAGGGUUCUUCAACAGAUCAUGAUGAUGUUGUUGAACAUGAAAAGGAAAAAGAUAUACAAGUUGAUAAAUCUUCUGUACAGUUGGUUGCUCCAUCAGUAAGGGAAGAGAUUAAAGAAAUAGUAACAUCAGAAGCUAAUGGUGUUUCAACAAAAGUUGAUGAUAAUGCGAAAACUAGGAUUAGGGAGAGGCCUAAGGACGGACGAUUCAAGAGACAAUCAACGAUGGAUUUUGGACUGAUACGAUCAAGGUCUCGGGUUGUAAACAUGCCUCAUGGUGCAAUAGGGGAGCUGUGUGCUGCAGGUUGGCCAUUAUGGCUAAGUUCAGUUGCACAAGAGGCUAUUCAAGGGUGGGUUCCUCGAAGUGCAGAAUCAUUUGAAAAAUUGAACAAAAUUGGUCAAGGAACAUAUAGUAAUGUUUACAAGGCCCGUGACCUUGAAACCGACAAAAUUGUUGCAAUGAAGAAAGUAAAAUUUCUCAAUAUGGAUCCAGAGAGUGUUCGUUUUAUGGCGAGAGAGAUUUGUAUUUUGCGUAGAUUGGACCACCCAAAUGUAAUGAAACUUGAGGCUUUGGUCACAUCCAGGAUUUCAGGCAGCAUAUAUCUUGUAUUUGAAUACAUGGAGCACGAUCUUGCUGGACUUGCAUCAGCACCUGGGAUCAAGUUCACUGAACCACAGAUAAAAUGUUAUAUGCAACAAAUGCUUUGGGGACUCGAACACUGUCAUAGUCGGGGUAUACUUCAUCGAGACAUUAAGGGUUCAAAUCUUCUAAUUGGUGAUAAUGGUGUUCUAAAGAUCGGAGACUUUGGUCUGGCGACGUCUUUUAAGCCUAACCAAAAGCAGCCAUUAACAAGUCGUGUUGUUACACUAUGGUAUAGGGCUCCUGAGCUUUUGCUUGGUGCAACAGACUAUGGAGUGGCCAUUGAUAUGUGGAGUGCUGGCUGCAUCCUUGCUGAAUUAUUUACUGGAAAGCCUAUCAUGCCUGGAAGAACAGAGGUGGAGCAAAUGCAUAAAAUAUUCAAGCUUUGUGGUUCACCUUCUGAGGAGUACUGGAGGAAAUCAAAACUUCCACUUGCUACUAGUUUUAAGCAACAGAACCCAUAUAAGCGCGGUAUUGCUGAUACAUUCAAGGACUUGCCUCCGACAGCUUUGGCCCUUGUUGACGCCCUACUUUCAAUAGAACCAGAAAAGCGCGGCAGUGCUUCUUCUGCUCUCAAUAGUGAGUUCUUCAAAGCGAAGCCCCUGCCUUGUGAUCCAUAUAGUUUACCAAAGUAUCCUCCAAGCAAGGAAUAUGAUACUAAGGUUCGAAAUCACGAAGCAAGAAGGCGAAAGGCUGAGGCCGGAAAAGGACAUGGAGAUGAAACAACAAAGAAGUCAUCGGGACAAGCAAAGGAAGAACCAACAACAGAAUUCAAUGCACAGGGACAGUCUAGCAAAAACAUCAGAGUGAAAUACAAUGCUCUCGAGGACAACCGAGCUGGUUUCUCUAUAGAGCCACCAGCACUGAGAUACGGACUCACUCAUUCUAAUUCAGUGAUCCAUCCUAAUACAGCUGGUUACACAUGGUCUAACAAAGCAAAGGAGGAUUCAAGUGCAAUCAAUGAACGGGCAUAUGCCGCUUCGCAACAUGGUGUAGAGCUUUUAAGGCAGGGUUCUCACAAGCCUCGAGCUGCAGGAGAGUUUUCAAGCAUUCGUUCAAGGAGAGGUGAUAGGUCAUCUUGUGGAGAUUCCACGGUUUAUGUGCCAAAGAGAAGCAGACUUCUGCACUCUGGACCACUAAUACCACCAGCGGGGAGUAUGGAAGACAUGUUAAAGGAACAUGAGAGACAAAUUCAAGAAGCAGUUAGGAAAGCACGUCAAGACAAGACGAGGCCCUAAUAGAAUUGAUUUCUCUCUUCUGGCGGAAGGACUCUCGUAUAAUUUCACUCUUCUGCACAUGAAAUCCACAUUUUUACAGGGCUUAAAAGGAGAUAUAUCUAUUAUCCAUAUCAGGAGUAAGGUUCUUAUUAUUUAGUGAUCUUAUACCUUUUGAGGGUGGGAAAUUAGCUGUGUGUAGUGUGAAGAAUUUGUUAUGUUCACAAUGUAAAUCCAGUUCUUCUUUGAUAUUUAGAAAACUGAA
Messenger RNA from Solanum dulcamara, 2393 nucleotides. RefSeq names its product probable serine/threonine-protein kinase At1g54610. The record is from RefSeq and is a predicted model, not a curated record. Gene Ontology annotation, cellular component: nucleus; cyclin-dependent protein kinase holoenzyme complex. The transcript is spliced from 8 exons. Gene Ontology annotation, molecular function: cyclin-dependent protein serine/threonine kinase activity; RNA polymerase II CTD heptapeptide repeat kinase activity; ATP binding. Gene Ontology annotation, biological process: protein phosphorylation; positive regulation of transcription elongation by RNA polymerase II. Lineage: Eukaryota; Viridiplantae; Streptophyta; Magnoliopsida; Solanales; Solanaceae. The coding region runs from base 224 to 2152 and encodes 642 amino acids.